CGUAUCACCUGGCUCUUGAUUACUAUUUAUUAUUAUUAUUAAUAUCAUUUAUUAUUUAUUUUAAAUUAAUUAAUAAUUAUUUAAUAUUUAAUAGUCAUAAUUAUUUAAUAAUUACGUGAAAUGGUAAUUGUAAAUGUUUGAACUUUUACAUAUUUAUAUAUAUUUUAUUAUUUAUUUAAUUCAUUUCAAAUAAUGGUGUUGCGUAUUUUAUUAAUUAUUAUUUGUGUUCUUGAGGUAAAUAAAAUGAUCAAUGGCUACCCAAAUCAAAUGGAAACUAUUAGAGGCAACAUCACGUCCCAUAAUAGGGACGAAGAUACUCUUAUUAGAGUUCCAACGGCUGUGACCGAUGAGAAUCAAGAUUCAAGUGGAGAUGUAGGCGGUCGCGAUGCUGAUAAAAAAAAAGAUGGAGAAAAUAACAAGCAGAAUAAUCAAUUUAUUGAGAACUCAAACCAGAGAGCCCGUCAGCUAUUUAUUCAAUUUAAUGAUAAAACGAAAGUUGACAGCAAUAUCAAUAAUAAUAAUGAUGUCAAUGUCAAAAAUCAAUCGCGAAAUUAUCCAAAUGACUUGAUAAGUUUUUUUGAUAAAAAAAAUCGAAAAUAUUGGAAUCAUUACGACGACAAACCAGUGAAACAUCAUUCCGAUAGAGUGGUAUUCCCAGAGGAAAUAAUAUAUAAUAUAUUUAAUCAACCAAAUAAUAAUUAUAAUAAGGACGUACCGAUAAUUCCACGAGAAUGUGAAGGGGAACUGUUUUGUGAAAACGUACCGAAUUAUCCAAAAGAUAUUAUUAGGAAGCAAUUAAUAUUAAAUAGUCACUUACGUUUAUUCGAAACCAAAGAAGAACCGAUAACGAUAACUCAGCGAGUGGGAAAUAAUGAAUCAGAUGAAAAUGAACAAGAUGAGAAUCUUUGUCGUUCAAAAAUUGUAAAAUAUUAUCCACAAGCAGCAAAAAAUGAACAAGGUGUCCCGAAAUUUAUUGCUCAAGAACCGGAUUUUGUACAACGAGUUGACGUUGAACUUUGCGAAGAACCAGACCAAUCAUGUAAACUUGAGAGACAAUGGAAUGAAUUAGGUUAUACUACAUACUGUCAACAAAAAUAUAUACAACGUCAACUGAUAGCAGUCUCAAGCGGUACUUUAGAACCCGAUUGGUUUCGAGUCCAAUCAGGUUGUUGUUGUCAUCUUAAAUUUAAUGCCAGCCUAGUAGCAAAAUAAGCCAUUGAAGGGGUUAGACUUGAAGAGUAUAAGCGACAAUAGAAUUUUUUUUUACUGAAGUGUUUUUCAGCUCAUAAAAUUUCGCAUUUUCAGAAAAAACACUAGAAAAAAAUGUCACUUAUACACAUUGAGAUGUAACCCCUUCAAUUAUCUAAAAUUCAACAUAAAGAAAUUGAAGCAUUAUUUAAUUUAAAAAAAAAAAAUAAAUAAAUAAAAGUUGUCCGCCAGUGGUUUUUUUUGCCGUUAUUUUUUUUCGUUCUCUUUGAGAGAUUAUUCAUCAUUAUCUUCCGUAAACCCAGUGCGAAUUUAAAAAAUAAAAUAUUUUAUUAUAGAGGACAGUUGUGAGAGGAAAAAUUACAAGUACCAGUCGUUAAAUUAUUUUUUAUUAUUAUUGUUGUUGUGAAUUAUAAGUAGUUGGCAUAUACUCUUUUAUAUUUUUUUAAUGAUUAUUACUUUCGUACGAGCUAUUACUUGAUUUAAAUUGUUUAAAUAAUAAAAAAAAUUUAGUACUUUGAA
Molecule: messenger RNA, 1728 nt
Organism: Microplitis demolitor
Lineage: Eukaryota; Metazoa; Arthropoda; Insecta; Hymenoptera; Braconidae
Product: serine/threonine-protein kinase atg1-like
Exons: 6
Coding region: 193-1212 (339 amino acids)
Biological process (GO): innate immune response; central nervous system formation; regulation of Toll signaling pathway
Cellular component (GO): extracellular region
Molecular function (GO): growth factor activity; Toll binding
Source: RefSeq, a predicted model, not a curated record